AUGUCCAUGACCACGGCUCUAAGUCUCAUGGUGUACGUGGGCAUCAGUGUACCUGGAUUCGCGAUUUUGUAUUUCCACGGCCACGCCAACCUGCAAAAAUUUAUGCUGAAACACUGUAUACAAGAUAUAAACGCCAAGUUCGAGCACGUAGAGUACAUAAGAUGGAACAACGCGGAGUACCACAAACAGAUCGAAGAUAAAUUGAUGUCGUGUGUAAAGUACCACAUCCAGUUCACUGAAACCGCUUCCAGAGCCUUAGGACUCACGCAAGUGUACGUUCUGCCGUUUCAAAUCAUGGGUACCUGCGUAAUGGCUAGCAUUCUUCUAGUCUUUUUUGCGUUUGAAGGUUCUUUGUCCGACCAGUACCUUCGCAUGGUACUUAUGGUACUUACGACGUCUGCUAUGUUGCUGGGGUUUGCAGCCGGUGGGCAAGGAAUCGAAGAUUGGUCGGAGGAAAUCUACGAAGCUCUGAGCCAAGUCGAGUGGUACCACUGGAACUCAAAAAACAAAAAAACUUACCUGUUUUUCCUGAUGCACGCAACGCGAAAAUUCAAGAUCAAGUAUUCUGAAAACAUUUCGCUUAACUAUCAGUUGGGGUUAAAGGUCGUGAACGCCAUUUUCUCCGCCAUGUCGGUCAUAUAUAGUUUACAGCAGAAGAAGAACUCGUAAGUAAAG
Molecule: messenger RNA, 675 nt
Organism: Zophobas morio
Lineage: Eukaryota; Metazoa; Arthropoda; Insecta; Coleoptera; Tenebrionidae
Product: putative odorant receptor 83c
Exons: 6
Coding region: 1-669 (222 amino acids)
Biological process (GO): sensory perception of smell; detection of chemical stimulus involved in sensory perception of smell
Cellular component (GO): plasma membrane
Molecular function (GO): odorant binding; olfactory receptor activity
Source: RefSeq, a predicted model, not a curated record